ACUUUUUAAAAAAAUUAAAAAAUAUUGGCCAACCAGUUAAUAACAUCCAGCAAAAUCAUCGAAACUUAUUCGGAAAUUGGGCAAACAUUAACUUUUAUAUUCGGCCAAAAAACUCAAGAAACGGUUCAUUAUCUGAAAAAAAAAAUUUUAUUAUAAAUGAACCUAAUAUUAUAUCACAGCCAAAUGAAAUAUUAACGAACUCAGUUUCGAAUGAUGGUUUUGAUGAUCAUGACGAAGUAGUGGAAAAUAGAUAUCGGGAAGUAGAACUGUCUUCGGAAGAUUGUGUCAUUGAUGAUGUGGACGCACACAUUGAUUUCAUGUCUAAAUUGGCUGAUUGGGCUAUUAAAUUUACAAUGGGAUCCGGUUCAUGCUGGAACUAUGGCAUUGAAAACUGUUUGCGCAUUGCAUUUCGUCAAUUAAAUCAAACAAUGCAUGCUCUUCUAAAUUUCAAUCUUGACGGAUUACCUCUCUUUCGAAGUAGUAAAUUCCAAUUUUGGCCAAUUUUAAUGAUUAUAGCCAAUAUACCUGAAAUUAGACCAAUGGCUGUAGCAAUUUAUUUCGGCGAUGCUAAGCCACCAUCUAGCGAAGAGUUUUUGAGACAACAUGUUAAUGAAAUUAAUGUUCUAAUUUUGAAUGGAAUAGAUUUAGCAAACGGAUCACAAAUAUUGAUCAAGGUCAAUGCGUAUAUUGCAGACACCCCAGCUCGGGCAUUUAUCAAAUGCGUCAAGACACACACCGCAUACCAUAGUUGCAUAAAGUGUAAUGUUAUUGGAGAAUUUGAUCGAUCAGGAAAACAUAUGAGCUUUCCUAGAUUAGAUUGUCCACGAAGAACUCAUUUGGAUUUUAUAAGCAAAACCGAUGAAGAUCAUCACUUAUGGGAUUCCAGAACGAUGCAAUACUACCACACCCCUCUUGAGGAAAUUCAAGGCAUUGACAUGAUCAAAAACUUCCCUAUAGCUGAUUCGAUGCAUUUAAUUGAACUAGGUAUUACAAAACGCUGUUUAAAUGGAUGGGUUAAUGGAUCAUACAACUUCCGAACUAAGCUGCCAGCCCAUGAAACGAAUUCUAUAUCAACAUGGCUCAAAAUUGGCAACGACUGGCUACCAUCUGAAAUCACAAGACAGGCUCGAGGUCUCGACACAUUAUCGUUCUGGAAAUCUAUAAAAUACCGAACAUUUUUAUUGUACCUUGGGCCAGUUAUAAUGAAACAUUUUUUGCCAUAUGCGUUUUAUAACCAUUUUUGGUAUUUAGUUUUGGCAACGACGACGAUAUAUUCGUGCGAAGUAUAUAUAGAAGUUCCUACAAUUCUUAACGUUGCUAGAGAUUUGAUGAAUGAUUAUGUGGAAGAAUUUAUAAUUCUAUAUGGAAGUGACUCUAUCAGCUCAAAUGCACAUAAUUUGAUACAUGUUGAUGAUGACGUUCUGAAUUUUGGAUCGUUGCGAAAUAUGUCUGCAUCUCCAUUUGAAAGUACGCUGUAAAGUUUUCAACAUUCAUGUUGUCAAAUGAUCAAAAAAAUAAGUGGUUUUUGACCAAAAACAGUGAGGUCGUUGAAAUGAUACAUGCUACAUCGAAUGGCAACACAAUAAAGAUACAUGGAAGGAAUAUUCUUCGAUUAGACGAUUUUAAUACCAUUCCAUUCUCGU
Molecule: messenger RNA, 1643 nt
Organism: Episyrphus balteatus (marmalade hoverfly)
Lineage: Eukaryota; Metazoa; Arthropoda; Insecta; Diptera; Syrphidae
Exons: 3
Coding region: 318-1478 (386 amino acids)
Source: RefSeq, a predicted model, not a curated record